GGGACUCCCGCGUGAACCGGAGACCCUGGGUCUCCACGCAGGAGCUGACGCGCCGUGUAGGUACGACCAGAGAGAACCUGCCUCCAUUGCCCGCGCGGAGGGGUCUUGGUCCCGCCCCCCGUCCCCUAUUGGUUGCUCAGAGGACGCGGACAGGCGGAUUUCCGCAGAGCCCGCCCUGCGCACGCGCGCUGCCACCACUGCGUCACGCUUGCGCGUCCCCGUUGGCCGUCAUGGCGGCCCCCGGGAACCUCCGGGGUCCGGUCCUAAAAGAUGUUGUGGCCUAUGUUGAAGUGUGGUCAGCCAAUGGGACAGAAAAUUACUCCAAGACCUUUGGGAGUCAACUUGUGGAUAUGGGGGCAAAGGUUUCAAAAACUUUUAACAAACAAGUAACUCAUGUUGUGUUCAAAGAUGGGUACCAGAGCACCUGGGAAAAAGCACAGAAGAGAGGCGUGAAGCUCGUCUCAGUGCUCUGGGUUGAAAAAUGCAGGGUAGCUGGAGCGCACAUUGAUGAGUCGCUGUUCCCUGCAGCCAACACUAACCAACACCUACCAAGCCUGCUUAAAAAAAAACGCAAGUGUAUGCAGCCCAAAGAUUUUAUUCCCAAGACACCAGAAAAUGAUAAAAGACUGCAAAAGAAAUUUGAGAAAAUGGCUAAAGAGCUGCAGCAGCAGAAAACCACUCUGGGUACCAAUGUUCCUGUCCUCUUAUUUGAAUCUAAUGGCUCAUUGAUGUACAGUCCAACAGGUAAAGUCUACAGGGGCCACCACAGUGCAAUGAAGAAGAGGCUGCAGGAGAUGAAGGAGAAACGGGAAAACCUUUCCCCCACCUCCUCCCAGAUGAUUGAACAGUCUGAUGAUAACACUGUGAACUCUCUGCAUGAAGCAUCUUUGAACCUUUCACAUGAUACUUUGUGUUCAGACAACUCUUCUGCCGGUGGUCUGCCCAUGUCUGCUGACGAUUCUUGUGGAGGCUCUGCAAGUGGGACCCGGGAGAGGAAGUGGGGCGAGUUCAUUACUGAGAGGGAAAGUGAUCUGUGUGCUGCGUCGCCGGUGUUGCAGACAGGCCAUGGCGGCCCCUCAGCAGCUCCCCGUCCCCUGGGUCUCAGGACUCCUCCCAGAUCCACCAGCAGUCCUCCCAAGGCAGAGACCCCCCAGCAGAGCAGGGCUGCGGGCAGGGUUGUCACCCCUGUCUCAAAGCCAUCGCGGCCGGCGGCCCAGGGGCUGUCUGACGGGAAGAAGCGUUUGUCUCCUGUGUCCUCUGCUACGAAAGGCCACCCCGAGGGCCGUGCACAAGCCAUGCGCUCCUCCGUCAAGAGAAGGAAGACCCCGGAGAACUGGCCAGCCUCAGAGGAGGGGCGGAAGAGGAGGCGGUCCCUCAGGCAGCGCCCUGCAGCCUGCCUGCGGCUGUGGGAGGCGGAGAGCGGCCUGUGCUCUGUGCGGAGGCCCGCUGUCAAGAGUCUGGCCCUCGAGGGGUCCUCAUACGAUGAUUACUUUUCUCCUGACAAUCUCAAGGAGAGGGUCUCGGAGGGGCUUCUUGGGGAGCAGCUGCCCUCCAGCCCCUCUCCGCUCCGAGGCCAGAGGAGCCUUUCCAAGACCGAGAGGACCAGUCUCCUGGACAGGGCUGACCUCUCCCUCAUCGGCAGAGGCCCCAGACCUGCCGUCGGCACCUGCUCCACGGCAAAGCCCGGCCCCUGCCUGGAGAGGCCUGCGCUCUCCGGGGCAGACGUGGGGCUGGGCGGCGGGACCUCGGGGGGCAUGCCUGCUGCUGACGGGACCCCCGGGCCCUGUGCCCAGGCCGAGGCCCAGGGCGGGGGCGAUGCCCGCCCCGCUGGGGGUGACGUUCCGCACGCCCCCAGUGGACUCGUCCCCUGGACAGGACCACGGGGAGACCCCAGCCCUCUGAAAGGCAGCAGGGAGGAGAGGAGAGAAUGCACUGACACCCAGAGCAUGCAGAAAGAAGGCACUCCUCCCGAGACGGAGUCUGCUGAGGCGCACAGUGAGGGUGAACUGAACGCUGUAGGUGACUGUGCUGAGCAAGGAUCCACGGAGAGGGAAGCGCCAGCCCAAGGAAGUAGAGAAAGUGUGAAAAGCGGAGCAACAAGACACAGUGUUGUGGCCGGCUCGCAGAAAGGCUGCCAGGACCUCUGCAGACCGCGGGAGGAGUCCAGGAAGAGGGGGAGAGGCCAGAAGGUGGAUUGUUUAACCACUUUGCUGCAUGGGAAGCCCACCCUUACGACAACAGUAGUUAAAACCAAAGAGAAGGAGGAAGACACUACAUACCCGAUCAAGUGCUUAAAUUUCCACAUCUCUCAUGCUGAGUAGAAAACAAACGCUGAGUAAUGACUUGCAUGUGUUCCAGUAAUUGCUUGUUCUCACAUAUUUUAUUAGCCUGUGCGCCUUCCGGGACCAAGCUUUCAUCUUUUGAUACUCUUUGUAAUAUAGCAUGACACACAAAAUUGAUGUUCUGUAAAUAUUUACUGAGUGAAUAAAGGCUGCAUGCAUUUCCCUUCUGCUUUUUUGAGUUCGCAUCUUACACUGUUCCUAGUGCUUUUAACCGUCACUCAGUGAUGUCGUGUUCAUCAUAAUCUAUCUAGGAAAGAGGGCAUCUGCGCCGUCUCGAUGUAAGCCAGAGCUGAUGCUUUCUGGAGCCUCCUCUCCUCCCACAGGCCCCUGAGUGAGCUCACCACUGCGCUGCUGGAGCCGCUGUUUAUGAAUGUGCUCUUAGCCUUUGCAGUGAUCCUAGGACCCCGGCUGCCUGCCACAGAUAGUGCGCUUGGCUGGAAGCAUGUAAUCUUGUGGGCUGUUUUGUUCUGAAAGUUUAGCUUUCAACUUGAAAGAGCCGUUGACUCACCCAAAUGACAGGUGAUGUUUAUUUUGUUUCUUGACAGUUCUGCAUGAGCAUGCUGUUGUUACCCACUUAGGAGAACCACCACGCUUCCUGAAGGAUGGCCCCUCUGUAAAUAUCCCCGUAAACAGCUGCCCAUUGUUCAGACACCCCCCAUCCCCCAAGAGCAGUAAGAUGGGGCCUGCCUCCCGUGGGGGCCUUGGCGGAUAGUUUGAGGGAGCAGCUGGCAGAGCCUGCAGGGACCGAGAUUUCUGGCACCAGGAUCUGUAGUUGCUUUGAUGAGCCAUUCCUGGCAAAGCGCACGCAGAGUUGGCAGUGGAAGGGGGCGGGCAGUUGCUCGUUAUGACAGGUGUCCAGUCUGCCAGCGGAUGCGCCUCUGAGUCCAUCCGAGAACCUCUGCUGCCGGGAGGUGUAACAAGUGCUUAUGGCUCCGUCAGCCUGCUGUUGGGUUUUUUUUUUCUUUUCGUGUAUGAGAAAAAAAUACUUAUAUAGGAAACAUUAAAAAAGAACCUUCAAAGAGCGCCACCUUUUCUUCACUGUUUUCUGUGUCUGCUGGCUGCUGUGUGCCGCGUUCUAAACACGUGCUUCAGAAAGCCUCAGGCGUGCGGGCCACUGGGCCGACGCUGAAGCCACUCUCGUGAGUCCCCGGCGGUCCUCUUGGGCCAGUAAAGGCAGAGCCAACGUAGAACCCCUCCCCCCCCCAGCCCCCACCAGAGGUCUGGAGGCAGAGGACACUGAGAGACCCCGUUAGCAUCUGCCUCGGGCGUUCGGAGACUGGGCGGGUUCGAGAUGCACGCUCCGAUGUAGUCACAGCUGCUGGUUCCGAAGGUCUAGCUCACUAAAUAUGCCAUUUGGGGAAUGUUAGCCAAAGGGAUCGUAACCUUGGUAACCUGGCUUAGAAAUAUCAAAUUAAUCUGAGUUGUGCAAAACCUCAGAAUAGUAACCAGCUGAAGUAGCAGUCUUUAAUUCAACAAAAUGGAUUAUCUGGGAAUAAAGGAGCUGAAGAGAAGGAAAAGACAUGCAACUCCGUUUCCCGCCCCUCCUUUUUCCAGUGGCAUUUAAAAAAAUUUUAUAUAUAUAUGUAAAUAUAUUUGACCAGGCUGUGUGGCAUGUGGGACCCUAGCCCCCAACCAGGGACUGAACCCGCACCCCCUGCACUGGAAGUGAAGAGGCCUGACCUGCAGGCCGCCAGCAUGCACGCCGGCUCAGUGGUGUCUGGCUCUGUACCCCACGGACUGUAGCCCGCCAGGCUCCUCUGUCCAUGGGGUUCUCCAGCGAGAAUACUGGAGUGGGUUGCUGUUCCCUCCCAGGGAAUCCUCCCCACCGAUGGAUGGAACCCGUGUCUCUUACACUUCCUGCAUUGGCAGGGGGAUUCUUUAGAACUCGUGCCACCGAGGGAACUCCCUAAAUGCUUUCCUCACUCAGCAGCCGCUGUGCCAGGGGACUGUUCCCGCCUAAUGUGAUGACCCCCCGCCCCCGCCCUCUUCUCAGACAGUUAGAGAUCCAAGCGCAGCUCCAUCAUUCCGUCUCUCUCCCCAGUUUGGAAACAUGACUCACUUCUGCCCAGUGAGACGCGAAGGGAAGUCUUGCUGGGAGGUUUCUGGAAAGAGCCUCCUGUCCCUGGAGACGGCCCUGGGAAGAUACCCACUCCUGCUCCUCUGCUCUGUUACGGCUGGCCGUGCCUCCCGGAAGGGGCCGCAUGGGCCAAGGACCCUCCGGAGAGUGGCCCUGGAGAGGGCUGGGAGGGGCCUGCAGGCCUCAGUGCGGGUGGGAGCCGUCAUCUGCAUGUUGCUAAGGUGCCAGGACGUGCACACGUGGAGACGCACAUGUGUGUCCACAAAGCUUGCGUCCACUUUACACAUGGGUGGUUUUCCCAGCAGGUUUUUUCCCAGUCUUCUCUGGAGGAGCAGCGCUGUCCUCUCUUGUCACAAGAAAUUUAUUGCUUCUCCUCUCCUUAAGUCUGCUCAACCCUCUCUGCUUGGUUUCAAAGUGACUGCUCUCCAAAUAAAUACUUACGAAUAUGAAUUAUUGGAUAUUACUAGUUUUAAAAAAAAAGAAGUUAAAACAGCAUUAUUCAGAUGGGAAGGAGUUGAAUAGAAGAGUGACAGAUGAAGCCACAACUCAAUCAAUGAGGCAUUAUUACAGCCUCUUAGAAAAUAAAGCUGGAGGCGUUUCACGCAGAUCUUGGCACAUGCGUCUGUGGCUUUUGGGUGUGCGUUGGGGUUUAGUGAACGUAUCAGCGGUGAGUCAGGAUAACGUACAAUGGCUGAGAAUCGGGCAGGCUGCUCUGCAGGGCUUCUCGCUCUGCCCUGCCUUAUCAGUGGAUUUCAGUUUUUCAAAAACUUCUUUAAAUAUAUACGCUGUUUUAUUUUUCUGUGGAAAUGUCUUCUGCUUUCUACUUCUGAAUAAAUCCACUAGUUGUAAUCUAAUUCUGUUCAUUCUUUUAAAAAACACCAAAGGGAAUUCCCUGGUGGUCCAGUGGUUAGGACUCGGUGCUUUAGCCGCCAAGGGCUUGGGUUCCACUCCUGGCCAGGGCACUGAGAUCCCACAAACCUCUCGAUGCAGCCAAAGUAAACAAAUAAAGUAAAAAUGUGAAGAGGCACCAAAUCUUUCUCAGCAUUGAUCAGAUUGGGGCUUUUUUCUUUCUUUAUUUCUGAGUUUUUUUUUUUUUUUUUUUUUUACUGUGUCUCUCCAGCUCAUCGGGUGAAGUUUUAGCACAGAGAUGGGACAACAGAUAGCAAACUAGGAAUCCAAACCCAGGCUGAGGCUACGGUGUGAGCCCCGAGGUUCAGGGCCAGAGGAAACAAGGGUGUAUCUUUGUCUCAGACAUCCCAUGAGGUUGCCUUUUCCCCCCAAGUUUACCCUGCUUGUUUCCCAAAGGCCAGACUCUUUGAGUUUAGGGUAUAUUGAGAGUAUAUGGUGAAAGAACUCUGCCCUUCACAGGAGCUGAGCUGUCUGAGCAAGUUUCUUUCUCAGACUGCCCGCAGGGGCUGGGAUCUGAAGCCGGUUCUUAGCUGCCUGCGGGUGGCGGCGCUGAAAGGCAGGCUCAGGCCGGCCACCCACCCUGGACGCCCUUCUCCCACGGAAUGCAGUAUGGGCUCAGAUGCCUCACGUCGUUCUGUGGGCCGUUGUCUGUUGUCCUCUGUCUGAGAGGGGCUGCACAGACAGAGGGGUCCCAGGUGGGGCCUGCGGGAGCCCCGUGGGGCCACCCUUGCCCGGCCCUCCCGUGCACACCCCUCCUCCUCUCUGGGACACUCGGCGGCCUGGGUCCCGCCUCCUUCCUCGCCUGGCCCUUCUCCUCAGAGCCCGUUCCUGAGUGCAGAAGCGGUUAUGGCAGUCCAGUCUGCACAGGCUACUGGGAUGGAACUCAGCAGAUUAGACAGCUCAUGAAGAGCAUUCUGGAGGCUGAGGUCAAGGCCAGGCAGGUUCAGGGUCAGGCGUGGCCACCCCCUGGUUCAUGAAUGGCCGUCUUCUCACGGGGAGCUGGUAUGGCAGACAGGAGAGGUGCAGGGGUCCCUUUUGUAAGGCUGCACCCUUGUGACCUAAUCACCCCUGAAGCCCUGCCUCUCGACAUUGUCACCUUGGGGUUGGGAUUCCAGCAGAGGAACUCUGGGGGACAGAGCCGUUCCGUUCUGAGGACUGUGCUCCUUGCUAUUAGGGCUCCAUGGCCUCUGGUCCCCAGCACACUCAGGGCCAGGAGUCAGGUAGAGGCUGACCCCUGGCACUUUGAGCGUUUGAUGCUAAGUUUGUUAGAUAAAGCAUCUUACAAUAUCAUGAUAUUUGUGUGUAUGUGUUUUUUAACAAAUUGGGUGUUGACAAGUAAGUCAGAUGUUUCAUUUUCUCUGUGCUUGUUUUUUUUUUCCUUUUACUAUAAACAGUUCAUCUUUAUCCAACAUAUGAGUAUCAGAAUUGAUACUGAUGUUUUACUGACCAAUAAAACUGAUCAUUUUAUUAUUGCUUUGUUUGAGAACAUUUAGAAAGGUAUUAUAUUUUUUAGGGGAAAAAAAAACCCUGAAUGUUAAGAGUCACUGUAAUUCUCCUAAUUAAAAAAACAGAUUCACGUAAGGAAAAAAUACGUGAAAAAGGACAGUUAAGUUACAAAAAGAUUCACUUAAGAAAGUUAAAGAUUUCUGCCCCAGCUUUCUGCAGUGAGGCCCAGCUUCAGAGUAUUGAUUUUAUCAUCAAAUUAAAAGCCAAGGGAUAAUACUCUGAAGGACACAUCUAGUGAGCUGCUUAUUUUUAAAAAGCUGGGGUCUCUUAUCCAUAGAUUGAGCUUUUUCUGAAGACACUUAAAUGAUGUAGCUGCUAAGGUCUAGAUAAUAGAAAAUUCUCAGGUCUGAAUUGAAGACAUUUGUCCAGAAUUAAUGUUUUUUCCUAUAUGAUUUGCUCACUUUUAUGUUCUCUAGGGGGCUUCCCUGGUGGCUCAGAUGGUAAAGAAUCUGCCUGCAAUAUGGGAAACCCAGGUUUGAUCCCUGGAUUGGGAAGACCUCCUGGAGAAGGGAGUGGCUACCCACUCCAGUAUCCUUGCCUGGACAAUUCCAUGGACCGAGGAGCCUAGUGGGCUACAGUUCAUGGGGUCUCAAAGAGUUGGACACAACUGAGCAAAUGUUCUCUAUAGUCAAAAUUCAUGCAAAUAUAUGAUUUUGGCGGUGCCCACAUAUCUAGGGUAGCUUAUAUUAGUAGUGAUUGAAAUCAAUAAUCUUGGCAAAGGUGUGGAUUAUCUCUUCACUUUUAAAAAGAUUUAUUUAUUUUUAAUUGAAGGAUAAUUGCUUUACAGUAUUUUGUUGGUUUCUGCCGUACAUCAACGUGAAUCAGCCUCUUUACCUUGUUUUUUUUUUUUUUUAGGAAAUGUGUUUCCACUGUUUGCUUAUGAAAUGGUACCUAAACCCAAAACAUUUAAAGAAUGUUAUAUUUUUGAAGCGUUUCUUUUUUGUCACUCUUAAAACAAGUAUGUUUGUUUCAUUUGACCUCCCUUUGAUCUUAUUAAAACAAAAUCAACUAGACUAUUUCCCAGAUAUUCACUUUGACCUGCCCUCCCCCAACUCACCGCUUUAGAACUUCCAGAAAGUGCUUUUGCUAAAAUUAAGUACUGUGUUUCAUAUCUGCAAGCUCUUCCUCGCUGGUUAGUAAAUUAUUUCCUACGGUUAUCUCUCCUUGUCGGCUUUGAUCACCUUUUGAUGCUGCGUAGCUGUAUUUGGACAAGUGUUUUCCUUUUAAGGAACAGUGUGUUGCUAUGCUUUCUUUUUUUCAUGAACAACAAUGUUGAAAACGUAGAAGUUUGUUUUUCUUCUUUCUGGCAUGGGCGUUCUAUAAGAGCAAUACUGGAUGGCUUACCUGCACAGAUGUGAGCAGAGAAAGAGCGGGACAAGGACAUUCUACAUUAACGUACAGAAGGUGAUGGGGUGAGAGUUUCCACUUCUCUUGAGGUUGUCCAUACACUGCAGUUUCACUGUAUCUUCAUUUCUGAGAUCGUCAGCUCACAGAUACAGUGUUAAGAUACAUGCCCUAUGUUUAUGUUUCUUCUCACGUCUGAUGAAUCCAGUUAAGCCCAGGGAUGAGCCGUGAAUACAGGUAAACUUUCUGGAUCUCCAAGCUGUGUCCCACCAGCGUCAGUGCAGGAAGACAGCAGAGGUUGUACCUUGAACCACUGGCUGCCUUGUCAACUUAGCAUCACAAGCUACUGCAGACGAUGAAAGAGUUCUUGUGUCCUCUCAAAAAUAAGGAGAAAAUCAGUGGAGCCUCCAUAGUGGCUUUACAAGCCACACUAGUGUAAACUACGGGGCGCCAUUUCUACCGUCCUGUUCAGAAUCAGGAAACGUCUUCCCCCUGUGAACUCAGACCAUCCCAAGCGACUUGCCUCACUCCCCCUCUAAAGGCCCCUGUAUGAAGGAGCUUGCUGCAGUGUCGCACCUCUUUUUACGCCGUACCGCCCACUUCUGGACCUCUUGUCUUGUGUUGACGAGAAACAGAGGAUGUUCACUGCUGAUUGCGUAGCCCUUCCCGCUCUGCUGAAGUGAGCG
Molecule: messenger RNA, 8864 nt
Organism: Cervus elaphus (red deer)
Lineage: Eukaryota; Metazoa; Chordata; Mammalia; Artiodactyla; Cervidae
Gene: MCPH1
Product: microcephalin 1
Exons: 10
Coding region: 231-2321 (696 amino acids)
Biological process (GO): cerebral cortex development; mitotic cell cycle
Source: RefSeq, a predicted model, not a curated record